AUGCAGACAGUAACGUCCGUUGUCGUCCAGGCGCUCUUGGUCGCUCUUGCACUAGCCGUUACGAUCUUACGAUGCUGGAUUCGCCUUCAUGUAGAGCAACGACUGUUGACGAUUGCCGAUUACCUCGUUUGGGGAGGAUGGAUUUGCGCACUGGGAUGGUUUGCUUGCUCCACCCAAGCGCUCUACAUCCUGGUCGAUCAUCCAUUGAACGAAGAGGCUAUAACGGAUUCUGUCGAUUACUUGAAGACAGUCUUUGUGUCUUGCUACUUCUUUGACACUGGACUAUACUUCCCUAAAGCGUCUCUCGUAGCUUUCUACUGGUGGUUGAUUCCUUGGGGAUUCAAGCAUCUGCGGAUAUCAGUAUACCUUACUGCUGCUAUCAUAGGCUGCGCUUGGAUCGCAAGUUUAUUGGCGGAUACCUUCAUCGCACCUUCGAUCUCUGACAACUGGUCGAUCGAGAACCAGCUCAAUUCAACAUGGAACUCUUACACAGAUCUGACAAUCAACUGGGCAUUGAAUAUCGGUACCGAUUUGAUGCUCUUCUGUCUCCCUUUCUCCAUCAUCAACUGCCUGAAGCUCCGUAGACGGCAGAAGAUUGGCUUGGUUGGAGUAUUCUCUCUAGGUGCCAUUACUAUGGCUAUCAGCCUUGCUCGAUUCAUCGUAUACAGCGUAGAUUACAACGUUUCCGAUGCUAUCGGUAAUGCAUGGUGCACAGCCGAAAUGUGCACAGCAGUUAUUGUCGUUUCGCUCCCAUCACUCAAACCCAUCAUCGUCCGGACAGCGCCUACGAACACGGCGAAUCGCAGCAACACCGGGUACUUACAACCCGGACCCGGAAAACCGGUUAGCAGUAGCAGAGAUGGCACCUACACGGCACACAUCCAAGGUGGCACUGUAGAUGAGGAGGAGAUGGAGUUGACCUUCCUUGACCGAAAGGCUAGUCUAACCCCCACUGGAACUACUGAUGAGACGAAAACGCAAGAUGGAAAAGAUAACGUGAUAGUGACGACGAAUGUUACGGUUACGAGAGAUGUGUUGUAG
Molecule: messenger RNA, 1041 nt
Organism: Alternaria arborescens
Lineage: Eukaryota; Fungi; Ascomycota; Dothideomycetes; Pleosporales; Pleosporaceae
Exons: 6
Coding region: 1-1041 (346 amino acids)
Source: RefSeq, a predicted model, not a curated record